Drosophila teissieri is the source of this 1227-nucleotide messenger RNA. RefSeq names its product LIM/homeobox protein Awh (gene Awh). The coding region runs from base 1 to 816 and encodes 271 amino acids. Gene Ontology annotation, molecular function: DNA-binding transcription factor activity, RNA polymerase II-specific; RNA polymerase II transcription regulatory region sequence-specific DNA binding. Gene Ontology annotation, biological process: neuron differentiation; regulation of transcription by RNA polymerase II. Gene Ontology annotation, cellular component: nucleus. The transcript is spliced from 6 exons. The record is from RefSeq and is a predicted model, not a curated record. Lineage: Eukaryota; Metazoa; Arthropoda; Insecta; Diptera; Drosophilidae.
AUGAAGACUGAGCUGCGUUCCUGCGCAGCGUGUGGGGAACCCAUCUCGGAUCGGUUCUUCCUGGAGGUCGGCGGCUGCUCCUGGCACGCCCACUGCCUCCGCUGCUGCAUGUGCAUGUGCCCCCUGGACCGCCAGCAGUCCUGCUUCAUCCGGGAGCGGCAGGUGUACUGCAAGGCCGACUACAGCAAAAAUUUCGGCGCCAAGUGCUCGAAGUGCUGUCGCGGCAUCUCCGCCUCGGAUUGGGUGCGUCGGGCACGGGAGCUGGUCUUCCACCUGGCCUGCUUUGCCUGCGACCAGUGUGGACGCCAGUUGUCCACCGGCGAGCAGUUCGCCCUCAUGGAUGACCGGGUGCUCUGCAAGGCUCAUUAUCUGGAGACGGUCGAGGGUGGCACCACAUCGAGCGACGAGGGCUGUGAUGGCGAUGGUUAUCACAAGAGCAAGACGAAACGGGUGCGCACCACAUUCACCGAGGAGCAGUUGCAAGUGCUGCAGGCCAACUUCCAGAUUGACAGUAAUCCGGAUGGCCAGGAUCUGGAGCGGAUCGCCUCGGUGACCGGUCUCAGCAAGCGUGUGACGCAAGUGUGGUUCCAGAACUCGCGAGCGCGUCAGAAAAAACACAUACAUGCUGUACGCGAACCGGAAGGAAGCUCAUUUGCGCGUCAUAUUAACCUGCAGUUAACGUAUUCAUUUCAGAAUAACGCACAGAACCCAAUGCAUUUGAACGGCUCUAAAGCGGGUCUAUACCCCACUCAUGAAUCCUCUAUGGAUGAAUUGUCGCAGGACUCCAGUGUGCACUGUAUGCCCAGCGAGGUGUGACUGGAGCAAUCCUCGCCAGCUCGAGCACAUCGCUAGAUGGCUGGCCACCACCACCCACAAAACGUCCUUUCCUAGUCAAAAUUUAUGUAAUGCGACCACGAAUGCAGUUUCGCAGAAAUCACAAAAUUCGAUCCGGUGAAAAAUAGCAAAAGAUAAACCCAUCAUACAAAGCAGUCCCAGUUUUUAGGCUUUGAGCAACCCGAACGAACCACCCAACGUCAUCACAGUGAAAUCUCAUCAUAAAAGACACAGCAAACAAACAAACAAGCAAACAAACAUUCCUGCAUUGUAGUCUAAGAAACUGCAGCUUAGUUAAUUUAAUUUAAAUGAAAUUUAAAUUUAAUUUAGUUUAAUGUUCAGUAAUCGAUAAGUGUUUCCCCAUCAUUCAACUCGAAGAUUGAUAACUGCUUG